AUUAGCUGUUAGCUGUCAAACUGCUGUAAAUCUCAAUGGGUGAUAGCGUUUCUGGCACUCCCUUUUCCUUGAUUAUUGAUGAAAACGUUUAUCAGUGCACCGAAAGACACUAUAAUAUGAAUUUCCAAUAGGAGUAUUCAGUUUCCUGAUUACCAUGAACUAUUAAUUUACUGUGUUAAAAUCUAGUACGAGAACUGCCGCAGUAAAUAAGAAGCAUGUCAACCAUGUCGAGAUCAGUUCACAUCAGUCAGCAGAAACUGGCUGAGAAGCUCAUCAUACUCAAUGACAGGGGUAUUGGAAUGCUGACCAGGAUCUACAACAUCAAGAAAGCAUGUGGAGAUGCUAAAUCUAAACCAGGUUUCCUGUCUGACAAAGCUUUAGAAUCCUCUAUCAAAAACAUUGUUAGAAGAUUUCCUAACAUCGAUGUAAAAGGCCUUCAGGCUAUCACCAACAUCAGAAAUGAAAUUAUAAAAUCCCUCUCACUGUACUACUACACAUUUGUAGAUCUAUUGGAUUUCAAAGAUAAUGUUUGCGAACUUCUUAAUAUUUUGGACGCAUGUCAGGUCACAUUAGACUUGACUUUAAACUUUGAAUUGACUAAGAAUUAUCUUGAUUUGAUCACCACAUACAUCUCAUUGAUGAUUUUAUUGUCACGAGUAGAAGAUCGUAAAGCAGUAUUGGGUUUGUUUAAUGCUGCACAUGAAAUGGUACACAACCAAAUUGACCAAAGUUUCCCUCGGCUGGGUCAAAUGAUUUUAGAUUAUGAUGUUCCUCUGAAAAAGCUGUCUGAGGAAUUCUUACCACAUCAGAAAGUGUUGUCUAGUGCACUUAAUUCACUCUGGCAAGUGUAUCCUGCCAGGAAUCUAACAGCUGAACACUGGAGGUCUGAACAAAAGUUGAGCUUGGUAAGCAACCCAGCUCAACUGCUGAAGCCUUCAGAGACCAACACCAUGUCAUGUGAAUAUGUCUCAUUGGAGAGUCUGGAGAGAUGGGUCAUAUUUGGGAUGGCUAUUUGCCACCAAAUGCUGCAACAAGAUCAUGCAAACAAGAUGUGGGUCAGUGCCUUAGAGUCUGGUUGGGUAGUAGCACUAUUCCGUGAUGAAGUCAUCUAUAUUCACAGCUACAUCCAGAGCUUCUUUGAUGGCAUAAAAGGAUAUGGUAAAAGAAUAUCUGAAGUAAAGGAUUGUUAUCAUCAUGCAGUCCAAAAGGCUGGCUACAAGCACAGAGAGAGGAGGAAGUUCUUGAGAACAGCUCUGAAGGAACUAGGUCUCAUAUUGACUGACCAACCAGGUUUAUUGGGACCUAAAGCACUGUUAAUUUUCAUUGGGCUUUGCUAUGCAAGAGAUGAAGUGUUUUGGUUAUUGCGACACAACGAAAAUCCUCCACAAAAGGUUAAAGGAAAAGCAGCAGAGGAUUUAGUGGACCGCCAGUUGCCUGAACUGCUGUUCCACAUGGAGGAACUAAGGGCUUUGGUCAGAAAGUACAGCCAAGUUAUGCAGAGAUAUUAUGUACAAUAUCUGUCAGGAUUUGAUGCUAUUGCUCUCAACUUGAUGAUACAGAACUUGCAAGUCAAUCCUGAUGACGAAAAUAUAAUACUUUCCUCUCUAUGCAGCACUGCUGCCAACCUCAGUGUUAAACAAGUUGAAGACAAUGAGCUGUUUGACUUCAGAGCAUUUCGCCUCGAUUGGUUCAGGCUGCAGACAUAUACCUCUGUUGCCAAAUCUGCAUUCAAUCUCGUUGAUCAGAGGGAACUUGCACAGUUUAUUGACAAAAUGGUUUUCCAUACAAAAAUGGUUGACAAUCUUGAUGAAAUUAUGGUGGAAACAUCUGACUUGUCACUCUUUUGUUUUUACAGUAAAAUCUUUGAAAGUCAGUUUCACAUGUGCUUAGAGUUCCCUGCACAAAAUCGUUACAUCAUUGCAUUCCCUCUGAUUUGCAGCCACUUCCAAAACUGUACUCACGAGUUAUGUCCAGAAGAAAGGCAUCAUAUUAGAGAGAGAAGUCUUUCCGUUGUUAAUAUAUUCCUGGAUGAGAUGGCAAAAGAGGCUAAAAAUAUAAUCACAACAAUAUGUGAUGAACAGUGUACAAUGAGUGACAAAUUACUUCCGAAACAUUGUGCGCAAACUAUAGCACAGCUGGCGAACAGGAAGAAGAAGGAUAAGAACAAGAAGAACACAAUACCUAUUGUGCAGCCAGGAGCAGAGAGCUACAGGAAGACCAGGGAAGAUCUCACCACAAUGGACAAACUCCAUAUGGCUUUAACAGAGCUUUGCUAUGCCAUCAACUAUUGUGCCACUGUCAAUGUUUGGGAGUAUACCUUCGCGCCUCGAGAAUAUUUGCACCAGCACUUGGAAACCAGAUUCUCUAAAGCAUUGGUUGGCAUGGUUAUGUUCAAUCAGGAUACAAGUGAAAUCGCAAAGCCCUCUGAGUUGCUAGUCAGUGUUCGCGCCUAUAUGAAUGUUCUACAAACUGUUGAAAAUUAUGUACACAUUGACAUUACCAGAGUCUUCAAUAAUUGCCUUUUGCAACAAACGCAAAACACCGACAGCCAUGGUGAAAAAACAAUAGCGUCUCUUUACACACAGUGGUAUUCCGAAAUUUUACUCAGGAGAGUAAGUGCUGGGAGUAUUUGCUUUUCUAUGAAUCAAAAGGCAUUUGUAAGUUUGACGGCAGAAGGCGCCAUCCCAUUUAAUGCCGAAGAAUAUUCAGACAUAAACGAGCUCCGAGCUUUAGCGGAACUUAUUGGGCCGUAUGGCAUGAAGCUACUUAGUGAAACACUAAUGUGGCAUAUUGCAAGUCAAGUCCAAGAACUUAAAAAGCUAGUAGUACAAAACAAGGAAGUUCUUCAGAUGCUCAGAACAAACUUUGAUAAACCUGAAAUAAUGAGAGAACAGUUUAAACGGCUGCAACAUGUGGACAAUGUAUUGCAAAGGAUGACAAUAAUCGGGGUAAUUUUGAGCUUCAGACAGAUCGCCCAGGAGUCUCUUUUGGACGUUUUGGAGCGUCGCAUUCCUUUCUUGAUUAGCUCAAUUAAGGAUUUCCAACAGCAAUUGCCCAGUGGCGAUCCGAUGCGUGUCAUAUCAGAAAUGUGUUCGGCGGCUGGGUUGGCUUGCAAGGUCGAUCCCACGUUGGCAUCAGCUCUGCGCCAAAAUAAAACAGACGCUGAAGAGGAAGAGCAUCUCAUUGUAUGCCUGUUGAUGGUAUUCGUAGCCGUCUCCUUGCCAAGACUCGCUCGCAGUGAAGGCUCGUUUUACAGGCCUUCCUUGGAAGGUCACGCAAAUAACAUUCAUUGCAUGGCCCCUGCAAUUAAUCACAUAUUCGGAGCGCUGUUCACAAUCUGUGGUCAGGGGGAUAUAGAAGAUCGUAUGAAGGAGUUUUUGGCUUUGGCGUCUUCAUCUCUGCUUCGACUUGGCCAGGAGACUGACAAGGAAGCUAUAAAGAACAGAGAGUCAGUUUACCUGCUGCUCGACCUGAUCGUUCAGGAGUCUCCAUUCCUUACGAUGGACUUGUUAGAAUCUUGUUUCCCAUAUGUUCUAAUACGUAAUGCUUAUCAUGAAGUAUACAAACAGGAACAAAUGGCAUUGCAUUUAUAAUGAUUUUGUUAAAAUGACGACAGACAGAUCGCGUUUGAAAAGUUAGCAGUACGUUUGAAUAAUGAUAUGUCAUUCUAUAGACAAAUUCCAAUAUUACGAGUAUUAUUAAAAUACAAUUUAAUGUUCAUUAUAAAGAUGGUCAGACAUUUCGUAUAAUAUGUUUAUUUAUGUAAACUUACAUGAAAACAUUUAAGUUAUUACCCGAAAUAUUUGGCUUUAAUGAGACUGGCGUACUAUUCCCCUCUUUAUCUAAUGGAAUAUAAUUGGUUAGUUUUAAGCCUUUUAGUCUAAAUGAUUUAUUAUUAUAAAGAAUAUUUACGUUAGUUAAGGGAAACAUUACAGUUCAAUUAGCAGUGGUCAAAGAUUAAUCACCUUCAAUUAACCUAUUGUAAUACAUAAAGAAAUGCAGUUUGUCAAGUAACACUGAAUUAUGUAGCUACAACUCACAAAGAUACAUUAGAGAAUACGUUUAGGUAAUUAGUUGUAUAAUUGCCUCGAUGCUUUUAUAUGUUAUAUUUAUAGUUUUAGAUGUUACACAAUUUUAUCAUAUUUAAUGAACUCUCACUAUAAGUACAUUUGGGGACACCCGCCUAAACACUCAAAAAUAAUCCGAUAUGUUCUUAUAUGCACCUGAUGCUAUCACUCUUUUCAAUGAUAUUCCUUAUUCCACUAUUUUAAUGUAACAGACAUCUAAGUAUUUUAGCUUUAUAAUGUGAUUAUUUGGCUAUCCACCUAUUUUAUUCUAGAUAAAAGACAAUUUUAUAUCUAAGUUAGCUGUUACUAUCUAAAAUGAAAAAUCUAAACUUAAUUGGUUUUCUUUACCAUUUAAAUUAAUCAACAUAGAAGUUUGUGCAAAACUGUAAUUUUGCACAGUACUCAGAUGACUCAAUAUAGGAAAUCCGCAGUUGAUAACUUUAUAAUAUGCCUGUAUGAGUAAUAAUAAUUAUGUAUUUACGUAUUUUGAUUAAGGAACGGCACACUAUACAUAUAUUUAGUUCAAUGCCUAGUUUGACUUCCAUAAACUUGGGUCUACAACUUUGCGUUUAUAAGAUUAAAAUGGAUUGACUUCUCAUACCUUAUAAAAGUAUAUAUUAGUAUAUUUGUACACUUCUGUUUAUUGUCUAGCUUAUAAUUAUGAUACUUUUGUACCUUGUAUAUACAGAUAUAUCCUUUAUUAAACUAUUAAAUAAUA
Helicoverpa armigera (cotton bollworm) is the source of this 4785-nucleotide messenger RNA. RefSeq names its product membrane-associated protein Hem (gene Hem). Lineage: Eukaryota; Metazoa; Arthropoda; Insecta; Lepidoptera; Noctuidae. The record is from RefSeq and is a predicted model, not a curated record. Bases 216 to 3593 code for a protein of 1125 amino acids. Gene Ontology annotation, cellular component: SCAR complex. Gene Ontology annotation, biological process: neuron projection morphogenesis; cell morphogenesis; cortical actin cytoskeleton organization. The transcript has 2 exons.